AUGGCUGUUAAGAUUAUUUCAAAAUCCACCAAACUCUUUGCUCUACUACUAGUGCUCCUCUCUUAUUCUCCUAAUGCAGUUCUUGUGGGAUCAGUCACAAUUAUUGCACCAAUUGAAGAUCUUCUUUUUAAAUUUGCUUUGAAUUUUGAUUACCUCUUUGCUGAGAUCUUUUUGAAGGGAGCAUUGGGUCUUGGAUUAAACGAGGUUGCUCCAAAUUUAGUAGAUGGAGGACCCUCUCCUAUUGGUGCCAGUGUGGCCAAUCUUGGUCCCCUUGUUAAGGAUAUUUUCUCCCAGAUUGGUUACCAAUACGUUGGACGUAUAAGGGCAAUAAAGAGGACAUUGAUCAAUGGUGGGAUCGCAAGGCCAUUGGUGAAUAUAAGCUCAGCAACAUUUGCAGAAUUCAUGGAUAAUGCCUUUGGAAGACAACUUGUGCCUCCAUUUGAUCCCUAUGCCAAUGACACAAACUUUUUGCUUGCAGCUUAUUUUCUUCCUUAUAUUGGUCUUACUGGCUUAGUUAAUGCCAAUGCACUGCUCCUAACUCCAGCCGCCAAAACGCUUGCAGCAAGAAUUCUAGGUGUAGAAGCUGGGCAAGAUGGGAUUAUCCGAACGCUGCUAUACGAACGGCGAGACGAGAUAGUAAGGCCAUAUGAUGGAGUGAGUGUGGCAGAGUUUACGAAUCGAAUCUCGGAUCUUCGGAACCGGUUAGGGAAGGAAGGUGUGAAAGAUGAAGGUCUUGUUGUCCCUAUUGAGCAAGGUGCUGAGGGCAGAGUCACUGGCAAUGUUCUUUCUGCUAACAAUGAUUCUCUUUCAUACGAUAGAUCUCCACAAGCAUUGUUGAGGAUACUUUAUGGCACCGGAAAUGAAAGUGUUCCUGGUGGUUGCUUCCCUAAUGGAGCUAAUGGUGUUCUAGCUGAUUCUUUUCGGCUUCUUUAA
Molecule: messenger RNA, 933 nt
Organism: Arachis stenosperma
Lineage: Eukaryota; Viridiplantae; Streptophyta; Magnoliopsida; Fabales; Fabaceae
Product: ferritin-like catalase Nec2
Exons: 3
Coding region: 1-933 (310 amino acids)
Source: RefSeq, a predicted model, not a curated record